AUGGCUUCAAACUCAUCAGAGAUCCAUGACAUCUCGACAGCUGAAAUCUGUACCCCAAAAAAGCUCAAUCUUAUAAUUCUUCCAUCACCACUAGCACAUCUCCUCCCACCAUUUCUCCUUAAAAAGGUAAUGGCGGAGGUGAUAGCUACAUUCAUGCUGGUGUUUGUGACCUGCGGUGCUGGUGCGCUGAGCCGCAGCGACCAGCACAGAGUGUCGCAGCUCGGCGCAUCAGUGGCUGGCGGGUUGAUCGUGACGGUCGUGACGGUGAUGAUAUAUGCGGUAGGGCACAUCUCCGGUGCGCACAUGAAUCCGGCCGUGACUCUGGCAUUUGCGGUCACCAGGCAUUUCCCCUGGGUACAGGUCGGGGAGUUGGCAGGGAUAGCAGUUGGCUCUGCUGUUUGCAUAACCUCCAUCCUUGCGGGGCCAAUCUCUGGGGGAUCGAUGAACCCUGCGAGGACACUGGGCCCUGCAGUAGCAAGCAACGAGUACAGGGGGUUAUGGGUGUACAUUGUGGGCCCCGUAAUGGGUGCGUUGAUGGGCGCGUGGUCCUAUAAUUUCGUACGCGUAAUUGAUAUGAAGUCAGCUGAUCAUCAGACUGGCCACAGGUUAUCGUCUUUUAAACUCCGUCGUUCGCAGGGCAUCAGCCAGGACGCAGCUAAUGAUCUUCAUCCUAAUACUGACGAUUAUCCCAUGGAAAAUCCUUAA
This is a messenger RNA of Asparagus officinalis (garden asparagus), 705 nucleotides long. Its product is annotated as aquaporin NIP2-1-like. The transcript is spliced from 4 exons. Gene Ontology annotation, biological process: transmembrane transport. Lineage: Eukaryota; Viridiplantae; Streptophyta; Magnoliopsida; Asparagales; Asparagaceae. The record is from RefSeq and is a predicted model, not a curated record. The coding region runs from base 1 to 705 and encodes 234 amino acids. Gene Ontology annotation, molecular function: channel activity. Gene Ontology annotation, cellular component: membrane.